Manis pentadactyla (Chinese pangolin) is the source of this 2321-nucleotide messenger RNA. RefSeq names its product cornichon family AMPA receptor auxiliary protein 3 (gene CNIH3). NCBI's taxonomy places the organism in Eukaryota, Metazoa, Chordata, Mammalia, Pholidota, Manidae. Bases 947 to 1429 code for a protein of 160 amino acids. The record is from RefSeq and is a predicted model, not a curated record. Gene Ontology annotation, biological process: regulation of AMPA receptor activity; vesicle-mediated transport. The transcript is spliced from 6 exons. Gene Ontology annotation, cellular component: synapse; dendrite.
AAGGGUUAGUCCGGCACCCCAAACAACACAGGAGCAGCCCCGUCAGCCUAUUUCCUCCUCACACAGCGGCGCCGCGAGAACCGGGAGGGGCGGCUGCCGCCUUCGGGAGCAAGGUACACGCCACACCCACCCCCGGGCGGGCGCGCAUUUCGGGAGGCCCCGCCCAGACCGGGCGGCCCAAGUUCCUCGCAAGCCCGGGGCGCACUGCUCCCGCGGCCCCCCGCCUCCCGCCCGGGGCAAGCUGGGCGGAGCCGGAACCCGGGGGGCGCCGAGUGGCGAGGGCCCGGCAGCAGCUUGGGCGGCGGUGGCAGCAGGUGGAGCGUGCUCCGCGGUGCGCAGCUCUUGCCCGAAAGCCGCCGCCACAGCCGCGCGAACCGCCCGGUCCAGCCCUACUUCCCUGGGAACUUGGGUUUCCAGGCGGCGGGCCAGACCUUGGCGCGCCGCGGAGCGCGGGCAGCCCUGGGCGCCGCUCUGGGGCGCAGGGCGGCGGGGACCCGGCUUCGCCCGGUUACCUGAAGGCGUGCUCUGUGGGAAGGAGCCGCUGCCGGCCGCCUGCGCCGAAGGAUCCCGAGGGCGCACCCGCCUCGCGGCGUCCAGAGCAGACGGCGCGUCCCUGGAUUCCGGGCACGGAGCGUCCCACGCGAUCUUCGAGGAGUCCUCGCAGCCUCGCCGCCUUGGUCUCCAGGGCUCGCUGCUGGAACCAAUCUGUGGAGUUCUCUACUGCUGUUUUCUUCGAUUUGGAGACGCGCCCGCCAACGCCGCUCCACGGACCUCUCCCGGUCUGCGCGGGCGGACUGGCGCCCGGGUCGCCGGAGCCUCCUGGAGCCCUGGCGCCGGUCGCAGACCGUCGAGCUUCUGGUCCGGCGCGCUCCUCCCAGCCUCCGCCGAGGGCCGGGGACGCGGUCCCCUUCUGCGGAGCGCUGUCCCCGCGGGGCACCGGCCGGCUAUGGCCUUCACGUUCGCCGCUUUCUGCUACAUGCUCUCCCUGGUGCUGUGCGCCGCGCUCAUCUUCUUCGCCAUCUGGCACAUAAUUGCCUUUGAUGAAUUAAGGACGGAUUUCAAGAGCCCCAUAGACCAGUGCAACCCUGUACAUGCGAGGGAACGGCUGAGGAACAUCGAACGCAUCUGCUUCCUUCUGAGAAAGCUGGUGCUGCCUGAAUACUCCAUCCACAGCCUCUUCUGCACCAUGUUCCUGUGUGCUCAGGAGUGGCUCACCCUCGGGCUGAAUGUCCCUCUACUCUUCUACCACUUCUGGAGGUAUUUCCACUGUCCCGCAGAUAGUUCUGAACUGGCCUACGACCCACCUGUGGUGAUGAAUGCAGACACCCUGAGUUACUGUCAGAAGGAGGCCUGGUGCAAGCUGGCCUUCUACCUCCUCUCCUUCUUCUAUUACCUUUACUGCAUGAUCUACACUUUAGUGAGUUCUUAACUUGAAGACCACACAUGUCAUCUGAGACUGGGACAGAUGGAAGAGGCCUGAGGCACAGAAGCCCCCUCCUGCUUGUGAUGGAGCAGGGCCGGAGCAGGGCUGUGUGUGAAAGACUGGCAGACAGUGUGCACUGGGACCUGGAAUCAAGCAGCAGCCGUGGCUGGUCACCUCAGUGCACAUGUGGUGGCCCCACACAUCACAGCCCUGCAUUCCCAUUCCAGGGGCGGGAGGGAGUGGGUGACGAACACUGAACCUCUCCUGAGUGAGAGUUGCUCCUUCCUGAGUCCACUUCAUCCGCUGGCUCCCUGCAAGUUCACGCUGAGUUCCUGGACUGCAGAAUGGAGGCUGGAAGCCGGGAGAUGCCUGGGAAGGAAUGGAAUGACCCAGGAUCCAGGCUGAGUCUGUGGUGCCUUUGAAGGCCUCAAGGAUGUUGUGGGCUACCCAGGACUCCUGUGUUUCUGCCGAGCUGGCCACGCCCUUCACCUCCACGGGUGGGGCUGGGAGGUGGGCCUCCCCCUGCACUCUGCUUGGCGAGAGCCCCGCUGGGGGACAGCCUGAGCUGGGGUGGGGGCAGAAUGUUGGUGAUGAGUUAUAUCCAAAGGCAUGGGGUGAGAGUGAGCUGGAGAGGGGGCAAUCUUAGGGAAAAAAACAUGUUUUGAAACAUUAACAUGUUAAAAGUGUUGUCUAGAACCACAAACUGUGUUCUAUUGACAUCCAAAACCAUCCCAGAGUCACUGAAUGCAAAUCACCUGGUCACUAGUUAAAGCUACCUUCUUAUAAGGAUCCCCAAACAGUCUGAGUCCAGAAAAUGCUGGAAUGGCUGCUCUGUGCUGUGUGCUUCUGGCAGCCAAGAAGUGAGACAACAUAAUUAUAGCUUCAUUUUAUGAUGCUG